Recurvomyces mirabilis is the source of this 1971-nucleotide messenger RNA. RefSeq lists its product as uncharacterized. The record is from RefSeq and is a predicted model, not a curated record. Gene Ontology annotation, cellular component: ubiquitin ligase complex; cytoplasm. Gene Ontology annotation, molecular function: ubiquitin protein ligase activity; ubiquitin conjugating enzyme binding; zinc ion binding. Gene Ontology annotation, biological process: protein polyubiquitination; positive regulation of proteasomal ubiquitin-dependent protein catabolic process; ubiquitin-dependent protein catabolic process. Bases 1 to 1971 code for a protein of 656 amino acids. Lineage: Eukaryota; Fungi; Ascomycota; Dothideomycetes; Mycosphaerellales; Teratosphaeriaceae. The transcript is spliced from 2 exons.
AUGUCGAACAAACAGGCCCGGGUGCCCUUCUGCAAAUUCCUGCUGGAGGGCAAGUGCAAGAGAGGGAAGGAUUGCAAAUAUCGGCAUCAUGGACCAGAACGGCCAACCGCGACAGCAUACGGAUGCGAGCUUUGGGGCCCCGCCGAAGCAGCUUGGCCAUCCAUCAAUCCCCAUGGUCCACCUGGCACAUUCACAACAAUGAUCGAUGACUCCUUCCAAGCGACCUUCUCAGCAGGACUUUUGACCACGAACGUACAACCCCUGAGUGCUUUGAAGCCCAAGCUACGCGUAGAUCUCGUGACGUCAAUGCUCGAGGUCACUUUUUUCAUGCCUUCCCGAAAUAUCUGGACACACUAUGGCAAGAAGGAGGAUGCGGAAGUUGUGGCAAAGACCCUGGACAAGACGGUCUUGCGUGGUCUCACAUUCGCUUGCAGUGUCAAGGAGUCGACAAAGGGUCGUUUGUGGACCGUGCAGAUGACAAACAUGACAGACGACUUUGAUGAGGCGUUCAUCCGCGGCCUUUUGCCGCAUACCGUGUCGAAUCCUAAAGCUGUCGUCUUCGGUCCGCUGACUUACGGCGCUCUCGUGUCGCCAUUCAAUGUAUUGGAAAAGAAGAUUGGCGAGUUUACUAUGCGCCAUAUCCUCGGCAACGACAUCAAAGCCAGCAAAAGCCGUCUGAGAAGUGUCAUUACACUAGAGUUCGAAGGCUUCCCGAACCUGGCGUCGCUUGCAGCCAGCCUCAAUGGUCAAAACGUUUCUGGGCUCGGUGACUGCAAAAUCUGGGCGUCCGAACGACUGCGGGUCGUUCUGAGCAUCGAUCGUGAGAGCUACUUCUACCGUUCGAAGCAGCUCAAGCGAGUCUCUACCAACGUCUGGCGAGAUCUCAAGGUGUCGGUACAUAUCGACGACAAGGAUGUUGGAGAGAAUCCUCUCUACGGGUCAGGGAAGACGGUCGACGUUACGCUAUGCGGCACAAGCCGUACAAACAUUGGGCUGGCAAAGGCAGCCAUCAACGAGGUCUGUGCCAAAGCUGUGGACUUUCAUCUCGACUACACUCGACCAGUCGGAGGUGUCCAGACGCAUCGGCUGCGGCUUACUAAGACGAAAGCAUACAGAGAUGCCGUAAAGACUGGUGGAGGGUUUGAGAGAGCUCAGCGCGCCGUGGGAUCUGAUCUAGUCAGUCUUGACGAGGAGUCGGACCCGCCAGCCAUUAUCGUCAAGGGUGAUGCGACGGUGGUCUCGAUUGUGAAGAAAGCACUCAGUGUCAACGCUUCAGCCACAGAUGGUGCCCUGACUUGCCCGAUAUGUCUUGAUCUAAUCAAGAAGGCGGUGGUCAUGUACGGCUGCGGUCAUGUGUGCUGCAAGGAUUGCUUCGCUAAGUACUGCGCGACGGCCACAAUUGCUCAAGUUCCGCUUCGCUGCUUCAAUACAGGCUGCGAAGUCUUGAUGCCAGUACAACUGGUUCGCGACAAUCUGGACAAGGAAGCGCUGUACAAAGUCCUCAGCUUAGCGGCGGUGAAUCAGAUGCAGACUCGCCCAAAGCAGUAUCAGCAAUGCGCCGGCCCAAGCUGCAAAGCUUUCUUCGACAUCGAAGCCGGGGGUGAGAGCCUCUGCCCGUCCUGCUUCACGAUCACUUGCGUGGGGUGCAAGGUCGAAAUGCACUUCGGCGAGAGCUGUUCGGACUACAAGGGGCGCGCGAAUGGUCACCUUGGUGCACUACAGAAAUGGAUGGACGAGAACAAGUGCAAGCGCUGUACGAAGUGCGAUGCUGCCGUGCAGAAGGUCGACGGCUGCAACAACAUGCGCUGCAGUGGGUGUAGGUCAGACUUUUGCUGGAAGUGCAUGAAGAUCUUUGACGGCCAUAAAGAUGUCUAUGGUCAUCUUGUGAGCGAGCACGGCGGCUAUUUCGAUCCUGGCGAAGGGUGGGUCGUGGAUGACUAUGUGAUCGUUCUGCAUGAGGAAGAAAGUUAA